Messenger RNA from Trichosporon asahii var. asahii CBS 2479, 1245 nucleotides. RefSeq lists its product as uncharacterized. Gene Ontology annotation, cellular component: cytosol. Gene Ontology annotation, biological process: dehydro-D-arabinono-1,4-lactone biosynthetic process. The transcript has 2 exons. Gene Ontology annotation, molecular function: D-arabinose 1-dehydrogenase [NAD(P)+] activity. Lineage: Eukaryota; Fungi; Basidiomycota; Tremellomycetes; Trichosporonales; Trichosporonaceae. The record is from RefSeq and is a predicted model, not a curated record. The coding region runs from base 1 to 1245 and encodes 414 amino acids.
AUGUCCGCAUCCUCCAGACCGCCCAACAUCAACAUGGAUCUGGCUCCGAACCACCCGCACCAGCCCGAGGAGCCCAUCCCGCCCUUCCCAACCGAUGUCGACGUCCCCGCCCUCGAUCCUAGCUUGAAGCUGCCCCCGAAGGAGGGAGAGUACAGCGACCUCCUGCUCGGCUGCGCGACGUUCGGAUACGGCGUGUACGAGAGCAAGGAGCACGUCCGGACCAAUGAGCCGCUCAAGAUUGUCAAGACGGCGCUUGACGCGGGCAUCAACGGGUUCGAUACUUCCCCCCACUACCACCCCUCCGAGACGAUUCUGGGGCACGCCCUCGCCUCGCUCCGCGCCCAGUACCCUCGCGAGAGCUACAAGCUCCUGACCAAGGCGGGCAAGUACGGCCCCCGGCUGCAGGACCACGUCUACAGUCCGGACGUCAUCCGCGCCUCGGUCGAGCGCUCCCUUCGCCGACUGCAGACCUCGUACCUCGACGUCGUGUAUCUGCACGACUGCGAGUUCCUCUCGUCCUUCCCCUUCCCCAUGCCGGCGGGGGACCACUCGCUCGCCCUGAGCUCGGAGGCAGAGGCGGAGGCAUGGGGUCUCGCUGAGCCCUAUAACCCGCGGGGGGAGGGCGACGCCGCGGUACUUGCUGCGUUCCAGGAACUGCGCAAGAUGCAGAAAGAGGGCAAAAUCCGAGCCUGCGGAUUGGCGGGAUACCCGCUCCCGACGCUGCUGCGGUUCUGCCGCAUGAUCAAGGCGCAGACGGGGGAGAGCGUGGAUGUCGUGCAGAACUAUUCCCACUUUACGCUCCAGAACAGCGCGCUCGAAGCGUACCUCCCCGCCUUCACUUCUGCCGGCGUCAGGCAGGUCAUCAAUGCCGCACCCCUCUCCAUGGGCCUACUGACGACCGCGGGGCCGCCGGGGUGGCACCCCGCCGUGUUCGUCGAUCAUCUCCGGGACUCGGCGCGCGAGGCCGCCCAGCUCUGCAAGAAGGAGGGGGGCAGUAUUGAAGAGGAAGGACUGAGGUUUGGAUACAAGCGGCUCAGCAUGGGAGAACGGGGCAAGGAAAAGGUCGUGCCCUGCGUCAUUGGGUGCACGACGCGGGAGCAGCUGAUCCAGACACUGCAGACUUUCAAGAAGGUCCGCGAUGGAGAGGAGAGGAGCGAGCUUGGUGACAAGGUCAGGGGGUUGCUCGAGGAGAGGGGGGCGCUGGGCGUCAGCUGGCAGAAACCGGCGCCGGAGGAGAUGAUUUAG